Messenger RNA from Ziziphus jujuba (common jujube), 1423 nucleotides. RefSeq lists its product as uncharacterized. NCBI's taxonomy places the organism in Eukaryota, Viridiplantae, Streptophyta, Magnoliopsida, Rosales, Rhamnaceae. The coding region runs from base 460 to 1383 and encodes 307 amino acids. The record is from RefSeq and is a predicted model, not a curated record. The transcript is spliced from 3 exons.
UUAAUAAGGAGAUAGUAUUAUGUUUUAGAAUUCCAUCAUUAUCGUUAAGCUGUUAACUAGAACAUUUUUUUGCCAAUUGUUGGAGUGUUUUAUACAGUAUCUAGUCCAUGUUAGACUCCACAACAGCAACAACUCCCCAUGUCAGCAUUCACAAUAGACACAGAUCUACAUAAGCUUUUAAUUCAACAACAAACUGUUUACGUUUUAUCUUUAAUGUUUGUUUUAGUUAGUUUUGUUUCUUAUAUUGUUUGAUAGCUGUCUUUGUUUCAUUGGUGUUUAGUAUACAGCGUAUAAGCUAGCUAUAAAAAGAAGUUAGGCUCUCUGCUUUCGCGUUGUUCUGUUCUUUCUUCUUUACAUAAUUUUCUCUGUAAACAAACAGUGAUGAGAGAAUAAAAUUUUUCUUUUUUGUUUUUCUACUUCUUUUCUUAAUUUAAUAUCAGAGAUUAGAAACCUUCAACAAUGGAGAAUCAGUUUUCCUAUCCUCUGCAGUCAAGAACUUCCAAUACAAUAGAGACCGAUCCUGUGCGCACACAUCUUAUCACAGCUACACCAUUUCCCAGCACAAUUCUCAAGCUCGAUGCAAGUAAUUUUUUGAUCUGGAAGCUUCAAUUUUUGCCGAUUCUCAGAGGCCAUAAGCUGGAUAAAUUUGUCCUCAAAGAUAAGCCACCAUUUAUGCAAGAAAUUGGUGCCCUAGAGUGUGAAAUUGAUGAAGAAAUUCUCAAUCGUUAUUCUUCGGAACAGCAACUUUGGAUUUUACAAGAUCAAUUGCUUCAAGGUUGGAUUGUUGCAGCAAUUUCGCCUUCCGUUGCUGGUUUGGUGAUAGGCUUGAAGACCUCUCGUCGAAUUUGGAAGAUGAAAUCUAUGGCUGAUCAAAUGGCAACUGGAGGGGGUUCUGUUUCAGAAGAAGAUCUUGUUUCCUACAUCUUGGGAGGUCUUGGUCCAGAAUAUGAAAUGCUAAUAGACAAGCAGCUGAGAGUGAUUAUCCUUAAAGGAGUGUUUGAUGCUGGACUAUACAAAUUGGACUUGUCAGUUGAACUUAAAGCAGGAGCUGACAACAGGAUCUUUGAUCCCUUAUUCCAAAAUAAAGCUACUGCAGUUUCUCCACAGAAGUCUUCUUGUAAUCAACAACUUGCCGAGGUUAAUCUUCAAGUUCCUUCUCAACUGGAAAUGUGUAAUAGUCAAACAGAUUCUUGGAAUCACUUCACUUUUAACAAUGUUGCUGAGACAGAUGCAUCUAGUUCAAGAGAUACUUUGGUUGAUGAAACUUGUAAUGCUUUGGUUGUUCACAAUAAUAAGCAUGUAGAUGACAAUUUUAAUGUUUUACAUCAAAGAUUAGGACAUCCUUCAGUUGUAGUUUUACAAAAAAGUGUUGACUCUUUGUAAUAAGUCUUCCUUUAAUAAAGAGAUUCUUCAUUUUUGUGAA